AUGAGGGAAGGUAAUUCUAAAGUUGAUCCGCCUUUCUCUUCAAACGACGUUCCAAUGUUGUCUGGAGAAGAAAGCAAAGUCCCACCUAACUUGACUUCACCAUCAAUACCUGCUCUACCUGGCGGGGACUUGGUCCUUGAAUCUACUCCUAUUAGUAUUAAUGCUGAAGAAAGAAACUUGACAGAACAUCAUCUUGCCCAUUUUCGUGAAGACCCUGUUCGUUUUAUGAUGCAAAUGGGUGCAUUUUAUCAAGGAACGGGGUGGAGAAGCUAUAAAAAUUAUAUUGGGACUCGAAUAUUUUACGAAGGAUAUACUGAAGAAUUGAAAGAACGUGUAUUAAAUAGCGAACGUGUUCUUUACAUGAUCGCUUAUUUAGCUGAAAAGCAGGUCAAUCUUCUUUCUCAGACAAUGCCAAAUGCCACCCCAAAAAUGAUCGCUAAGCGAAAAAAAAAACUUGAAAAAGAACUACAGAUUGUAGCUAACGGAAUGGUAGAUAAAUUAAUUGCUGAUCUUAAUAGUGUACGAUUUAUCAG
Molecule: messenger RNA, 533 nt
Organism: Dentiscutata erythropus
Lineage: Eukaryota; Fungi; Glomeromycota; Glomeromycetes; Diversisporales; Gigasporaceae
Source: the annotation of a GenBank genome assembly